This is a messenger RNA of Syngnathus acus (greater pipefish), 2400 nucleotides long. It is a transcript of the gene bcas1, whose product is annotated as brain enriched myelin associated protein 1. The coding region runs from base 114 to 1625 and encodes 503 amino acids. Gene Ontology annotation, biological process: myelination. The transcript is spliced from 15 exons. Lineage: Eukaryota; Metazoa; Chordata; Actinopteri; Syngnathiformes; Syngnathidae. The record is from RefSeq and is a predicted model, not a curated record.
AGCACAGUUGGGCUGAAGUGACGAGUCCACCCCUUUUGACAGGGUGUCACUCUACCUGUUGUCUUCCAAGGGAGGAUCUCAUUUACUUAGACCUGAAGAGCCGCUUGGUAAGUAUGGGGAGUGAGCAUUCCAAAAACAAAGAUCCAAGCAAGGUCAAUCAGUGUGAUAAAAAUGGAGGACUGAAUGACCGAGCAGAAAACAUUACAUCAAAUGGACUAGAAAAUGAAGCUGAAGGUUUGACACCAAACCAACAAACCAGCAAGGUUGCAGCAUUCAAUUCUGACGCAGAUUCUGAAUAUGUGAUGAUGUACUCGGAUAGUCAGCAAGCUGAAACCCAAGUUGUUCCCGAAAAGCCGGCCGCCACCUCUGAGACAGAAGAGGCUGAGAAACCUGAAGCAAAAAUGCAUUUUUUUGACAAAAUAUUCAAAAAGAAAGCAGAACCAGAGGCGCCAGUUGAUGCAGAGCAUGUUGCUGUGGAAGAGACUCAUGAGAAUAUUGCAAUAGAAGCAAGUCUUCCUACCACAGACACACAGCUGGCGACUGCUAACCAAAACCCAGAGGCACUGACGGAACCAGACGGUGGGAAUCCAGAACCAAUUGACAACGCUAACUGUCUACCUGCAGAAGACAAGACUAACCCAGAAGAGAGUCCAGUUAUGAACUUCUUCAAAAAUUUAAAUUUAACGGUAGCUGUCCCUUCCCUUGUUCGGCAGACGACUCCUACUAAAACAUCCAAAAAGGAAACUUCUGAAGUCAUAACGGAUCAGCGACAGAGGGAGAAACAGCCAGCGCCAACUACCACUGUUGCACAAGUAUCUGAUCCUCCUGCCGCCUCCAAGGGAAUGUUGAUCCCGCCACCUCCUCCUCCAGAGCUUCCAAAACUGGAAGUCAAAGUGGAGCUAAGUGGCAAAGCAGCCAAAGCCUCCACCUCCAAAGAAAAAACAAAAGCUGCGGCAAAGGGCACGGAAUCCCCUAAAGGGAAGUCAGCCAAAGAUGUCCUGAGCAAAUUCUUCCAUUCAAAGACUAACAAGGAGACACAAGAGCAAGAAGCUGAAGUAGAUCCAAUUGUAGAAAAACAGGAAACUCCAGUGGAUGUGCCCCAAGCAGUUGUACAGGUUAAGGCUCAAGAACCUCAGCAGGCAAGAGAAGAAACUCAGAUGGUUGUAGAGGAGAAGAUGACAUUAGAGACACCACCGCCUGAGGUAGAAAAUGAGAAGGUGGAUCCUUCUAAAGCUGGGACACUGGAGGCCACUGCCAAGCAAGAACCACCACCACCGGUUCAACAAGAAAAGAAAACCCCAUCAAAGUCAUCAUUCUUCUCCUUUUUCAAACCUAAUGCGAGUGAUCCGAAGAAGGCGAGCCCUGCCCCCGUCAAAGCAGCAGAUGCAUCUCCCACAGUAAAGACCAAAGAGGAGCCCAAAGCUGCAGCAAAGUCAUGCGAGGUGGUCAUAGACGACAAAGCAGCCUCAGUGGCCCCCAAAGCUGGCGACAGUGCUGCCAAUGCAGCCAAGAAGUCAGAGAAGAGGAACUCCAUCCAGCUCUUUUUGAAACAUCUGGGUCAGAAACGUCACUCGACAGAUGCCGGGGUCCAGACCGAGCCAGUGACCGUGGCUCCAGCCAAAUGAAAACAGAAUCUACACUCAAGUACUUCUGUAUAGACUUCCUUCUGUGUUUAUCUUUCUCGCUGGCUCAUGGCAACAUUUCACGGAACCAUCAUAUUAAUAAUUGCUUGUUUUUGUCAGUUUAGCAGUUCAAAGGUCAAUACGAGGGGGCGAAAAAAAUGAAAGUGAAUAUGAACUGCGAGUGCAGGUAGUUUUGGGAUGGUUUGCUUUGUGACAAUGUGGAGGAGGUCAACAUUUGGUCAAAUCAAAGACUUGAAAUGAAAUUAGCUUUGUUUGUACUAACAAACACCUUUUACGGGAUCCACUAGCACACUUUACUUUUUGUUGCUGGGCGGCAACAGAAAUCUUUCUCUUAAAUGUGUAUUGCGCUUGAGAAAAUAGCACUUCAACAUUCUGUUAUGUUCAUGUGAGAUGUUCGUACAUAUAUUGACCCCACCUACUGGACACAUGAGAUAUAUCACAAUCGUUGCUAUGUCUAGGAAUAAUUGCAAGCUUUGAAAAUAACAAAUUCAUGUGGGAAUGAACUCUAUAAUAUAAUUGUCAAUGUGCAAAUAUGUGUUGUGCGACUGACACCAAAUCAAUAUGAAGUUGCCUCUGAACUGUCAAGUCAUGGUUGUCUUGUGGCAUGUUCUUGUGUGAUUAACAUUAUGUUUUUGUCUGCUUCCAUUAAUGUGUUUAUGUGUAAGUUACUUCCUGAAGACAAUAAAGAGAUUUGUCGGUUCUUGCUCAUUGGCAAAUGUUCAUACAGAGAAGCCUUCAAUAAAACCCACGAUGAGUC